UUCCAAUCACCGCCAUAGGAGCUGCAGCUUCGCUUCAUUCAGGCUAGGUGGAAGUAAAACAAAAACCCUAAAAUAUCGAAUUAGGGUUUUACUUGUCGAAUUCGAUUGAAGCCAGCAAUUAAGUAAGGCACGAGCUAACAAAUUAGGGUUUCAUCCAAUAUUUUUUAUUCUUAAUUAGCAAUUAAAGAUGUCGUCUCUGAGGAAUGCGCUUCCGCGGAGAGCUCACAAAGAACGGGCUCAGCCGGAAGUUAGGAAAAAAUUUGGGCUUCUUGAAAAGCACAAGGAUUAUGUUGUUCGAGCCAAGGCUUACCAUAAAAAGGAGCAAGCUUUACAGAAACUCAAAGAAAAAGCAGCAUUUAGGAACCCAGAUGAAUUCUACUUUAAGAUGGUCAAAACAAGAACUGUUGGUGGAGUUCAUAGGACUGAGAGCGAGGCUAAUAAGUAUACUCUUGAGGAGCUUCUGUUGAUGAAAACCCAAGAUAUGGGCUACAUUAUGCAGAAAAUUCAGAGUGAGAAAAAGAAAAUUGAAAAACACGCCGCAAUAUUACAUUCGCUGGAUAAUCGGUCAUCAAAGGGACAUGUGUACUAUGCUGAAGAUAGGGAAGAGGCAAAUGAGUUGCAGUUGAAAAAGUCUGCACAUACACAAGUGUCUAUUGAUGAGAAUUUGCCCGAUCAUGUGAAGCGGAAGACAGCUGCUUCUUAUCGGGAAUUGGAGGCAAGAAAAAGCAGAGUUAAUGAUUUAGAGAAAUUGUACAUGGACAUGGCCUUGAAAAAGGAAUUACAGAAAAAGGGUAGGAAGCGGAAACUUCGUGAAGAUGAGAUAGUCUGUCCAACCAGCAAACCAGUGUACAAGUGGCGUGCUGAAAGAAAACGCUGAAGAGGACAAGCUUGUAUAUCUCAUGAAAUUAGGACUGAUGAUGAUGACCCUGUCAAAGAGCUGUUUAGCCAGGCUGUACAAAUCAUUCUGGAUGUGAGUACUUCUGACAGACCUGCAGUUUUGCGAGAUGUUGUUCAUUAUUGCAGUUUGCAAUUCUGUUCUUUCCAGCUGCUGCUUAGACAUGCAAAUGCUUACAUAAGGUUAAUGAAUGAGUGAGGAUAUUUGGCUGCUUGAUUGGAUGUUUAAAGGUGGUGUAGAAAUCAUCCAGCUUUUCAGGAUCUUUUGUGUAUUAUCAAUUGGUCUUUUAAGAGCAUACUUUGUUCUGUGCUGUAUCAAAAAAUUGCUACUGAUAAAGCUCCACCAUAUCUAUGCUCAAUGACCUGAGUCUUUAAAAACUUGUUAA
Molecule: messenger RNA, 1280 nt
Organism: Coffea eugenioides
Lineage: Eukaryota; Viridiplantae; Streptophyta; Magnoliopsida; Gentianales; Rubiaceae
Product: probable U3 small nucleolar RNA-associated protein 11
Exons: 8
Coding region: 188-877 (229 amino acids)
Biological process (GO): rRNA processing
Cellular component (GO): nucleolus; small-subunit processome
Source: RefSeq, a predicted model, not a curated record